Aplysia californica (California sea hare) is the source of this 4633-nucleotide messenger RNA. RefSeq lists its product as uncharacterized. Lineage: Eukaryota; Metazoa; Mollusca; Gastropoda; Aplysiida; Aplysiidae. The coding region runs from base 251 to 4633 and encodes 1460 amino acids. The record is from RefSeq and is a predicted model, not a curated record. The transcript has 10 exons.
UGACAUCAUCUGUGUCUCCCCAAUCAUGGCGUAAAAUUACAGGAUGAAGGCUCUGUGCAUGUGAAAGUAGAAAGAGUGCUUUACAGCCUCGGGAUUCUUUCCCGGUGCUUGCUGGCAUCAAAGUCUCAAGGUCUUAGUAACUGUGCUCUCGAGGCAUGUCCACUGAUGUCCACUGAAGCUUUCUCUGUCUGACCGCAACAACGGAGACCACCGUGAGCGCGCGAUUGGGUCUGCAGCAGAAAGGCACGCAAUGUCCGGCAAGCGGAACGAUGGAUCAAGGUCAAUAGAAUCUCGAGAAGCCCGUGUCGUGGCGCCCCGUCAAGAGAACGACGUGGACACGGCUUCCCCUCACUACGGCAAGCGACCUGAGGCCCCGCCCCCGGAAGACAUCGACAGCCCGGCCCUAGACUUUGAGCCUGAGCGCGUCCCGAGGCCUGAGAAGAACCAAAAGUACCCGCCCAUCAUCACCAUCGACGGUCGCGUGGACACGGACAUCGACCACCUGAUGGACGACUUAGAAGAAGACAAAGCCGUGGUGUCGUCCCAGCACCGCUACCCCAAGCCUCACGUCUUCUCCGUUAUCGAGGGCUCCAUCGACGAUGACGUGGACAGUCUGGCCAACCAUGACGGAACCAUGGAGCACACGCUGGUGGACGCGCCCAAGACCUUCAACUCCAGGGACCUGAAGGACGUGGCGGCAAAAGCCACCGGAACAACACCCCCAAGCAGAGCGAGUCGGCCCGGCAUUCCCUCUGACAGGUCCCACAACAAGCAGCACAUAGACGUGUCUGAGGAUGAAGAUGAUUUCUCCCGAGCAGACGACACGCCCAUCACUCCCGCCAGCUCGGCCCUCGCCUGUGUCGAGCAGACAUACCACACAGACGGCACCAGAAGCCAGAGCGACAGGUCCGGGGCGGAUGAGUUCGGGUCUGCUUCCAAAGAAUCGGUGAAACUCAAUGUCAAAACCUCCUCAACGAUCUCGAAGCGGAAUUCUGAAUCGGAUUCCAUAUCUUCUUCCGGUACAAACCACGGAAGCAAACCUCUUGACUUUCAUCACGAGUUCCCUCCCCCGCCCCUGGAAUAUCUCUCUAAUAAAAGUACCCCUGAUGGUGCUCGAGAGGGAAACCCUCUUCACCUGGACCCAGCUAUAGUCGGGAGAUGUAACGCUUGUCCCCUCAGUGGCCAAAGAGUGGGCUAUUACUCCACCAGCCAAGGUGACUCUCCAUUCAAUGACAAGGCAAUGUUGUCGGAGCUAGCAGAGACUGUUAUGACCGAGAGGUCGCCGAAGAGCAAAAGAAAAGCCAUGUCAGUUGGAGAGCCAGAAUUCGCUGAGAUGAUAGGAGUCGUCCAAAAGAAAACCACUCGAUCUCUCUCUAAUAACGAUGGAGUGUUUCACGAUUUUGGAGAUUACUCCCCGUACUCAGAGGGGAAAUUAGGCGUCCGUUCUCUGUGGGGCGAUCAAUAUGGCGGAAGAAAACCUCGAGUCGGUGAUAGCGAGUACAGAUCAGAGUUCAUGUUAAGAGAGCUGAUGAGCUCCAGUCAAACGCAAAGCCAAACCCAGAGCCAAAGCCAAAGUCAAACCCAAAGCCAACCCCAAAACCAAAACGAAUAUGAGUCCAAAAACAAAAGUGGGAACACUGAGAUUAGAACCCAGUCCGAGGCCUCUCUCUACUCCAGUUCAGACCAGAAACGCUCAGAUGUUGAGGAAAAGACCGAAGAUAAAAAAUCAGCUGAUGUUUCCAAUGGAUCAAAUGCAGCUGCUCUUGGCGCAUCUUCGAGUCAGAAUAGCGACCAUAAAGAUGGCAUGUUGUCUCUGAAAAAGCAGGCGAUGGCUCUGGACGACAUGCCUAAGCAGCCACUGACUGCUAUGCCUGACGGGGAGAAUGUCAAGAACAUGGAUGACCCUCCAGACGCUCUGAAGAAAGCAGAGGACUGGCUGGAGAGAGUCAAGAGGAUGAUUUCGGAUGACGGUUUCGGAUUGCAGCCUGGCGAAAGCGAUGAUGGAAACGGCAAACAGUCUAUACAUGCGCAAGCGGACUCUAGCGUGUACAAUGAAGACACUCUCUCCGGGAAAAGGAUGUACACUUCCCUGGCGUCAGACUCAAACAGUCCGAAGGUCUGCUCACUCCGGUUCGAUAGUUGUCCCACAAUCAUUCAUACAGAAAGGCCUCCAGGCUGCACGUGCAGAUCGGGAACAAAAGAGCUGUGCUAUGCGUGUAGAAAAAAGGGCAGAGGACGGAAAUGUACUUCAGUCCGGGACAGUCCGCGUGAGAUCAGAAAGAAAGAUUGGAUGUUGUCAGCACCUACUGAGAUCAAAUACCAGGUAGAUGGUCCUCAGGGCCCCGAAAACGCUUCCACUACUUCUCCGACGUCAUCAAUAGCCUUUAUCUGUGACGACGAAGACAACGCCUUUCAAGAUAUUAGUUUGUGGAAACAAUCUACUACGGAAAAGGUUUCGAAGGUAACCACUGGUAAUCUUGAUGACACAGCUUGCAUGUCGGAUGACUGUUCAAAGCCUUUAGAGCAGCACCUUGCAGAAGUCUCUAAACACCCCCGAUCGUCUACAAUACGCGGCUCUCUCAAAGCUGCUAUCAAAGUGGCUGAGCAAUCCAUGUCUGCAGCAGCUAAAGUCGCCCAAGCGCUGUCACUAGUUAUCGAAGCCACCAGGGUCUCCCGCUCUCUGUCUCGCUCUCCUUCUUUGGCGGAAAGAGCUGGAGAAAAAAGUAGAUCCUUGUCUCGAUCUCGUUGCAGUCAAACAUCUCUGUCAUCUCGGCUGGGUUCAGUUAGAAAGCCAUCACGACAAACCGCUAGCGCUUACGAAACCCUCCCAGAAAAAUCGAACGAGGACCAAAUCUCCGAGCCACACCGAGAUUGCCAGUCGUAUGUCACGCCCAGGGAGAAACUUAAGCCGCCUGACCGAGCACCAAAGCACGGUUCCAGACACAGGUCUGCCUCACUCAACUCUCGCUCCUCUCGUUCCCCGAGCGAGCACAUGAGAAGAGAGCGGCAUGUAGCCUUGACUUCAGGAGUUCAUCGGAGACAUCACAAGUCGGAGCAUCGUGGUCGCAAUCAUGGUCACAGCGCAUAUUAUUCCGAGAACCAGAGAGAAGCCAGAAAGGGCGAACCCGGGGAGUCAUUUAAGCAUAAGAAAAGUUACAGUAAAGACCUAGGAGAUGUUUCCAGACAUAGGCACCAUCACUACCGGGACGCCCUGGCAGAUCGAGAAAUGGAUGAGAAACGGGGACAUCGAACAUCUGGCAGCAGGUAUGUACAUAAUUCAAAAUAUCACAAAGAGAGGAGUGAGUCAAGAGAGCAUCGCUCUGCACAUGGCACGAAGCGAAGCAAAUCUCGAGAGCAUCUUUCUGCAUAUGACAAAGAGAGAAACCGGUCACAUGAGCGUCGUUCUGCGUAUGACAAGGGGAGAAACGGACCACGUGAACAUAUUUCUGCACGUUGCAAGGAGAGGAGCAAAUCAAGGGAUCUAAGAAAAGACCGCAAAGAGACGAGUCACAGGUAUCGCAGUGGCUCCAGGGGUUCGCAGGAAGCCAAAAAACAUAAACAACCGUCUUCAGAUUUUAAAGGAGGCAGGAAUGAGACCAAGCCACGCUCCCGUCAUCGUGGACCGACAGAAAGAGAAAAAAUAAUGGAAUGGAGUCAAGGCGACUGGUCCCUUCCCGCCGUCGAACCAGCUCUCUCGCCGAAACAGGAAUAUUUUUCUCAGGUAGUGAAAGGAAUGAAAGACUGCUCGGUACCAACGGAAAAAGAGGCCCACGUCUCUUCGAGCGACAAGUAUAUUCGUUCAAAACUUGUGGGUUCUGGAGUCGAUCCGGACGCCCGAGACAGCGAAUAUGAUUCUAUUGAAUUCAACGCCAAUGCUCGAGUGUCUGAUCUGAUCCGGAAGUACAGCUGCAGUCCAAUGGACGGAGAGGAAGAAGAAGGCCGCCGAAACCUUCAGGAUGGAGUGGUAGAGAAGUCUUCGAAGAACCUGCGUAACAACGAGCUGUGGCGAGAGCGCCACUCGUGGCGCAACUGUGGCUUCGAGAGCUCCGAGCUGGACGAGUGGAGCCUUAGGAGCUGCCACAGCGGGGCCAGCAGGAGGAGCGAGGACCUGCAGGGCUGGGCUGGGCACCAGGAGGACAAGGACAGCCAGCCCAACAGCACUACAGACAACGGCCCACCAGUGUUGAAGAGGAGCGCCUACGAGCAGGAGAGCUGCGAAGACGUUCGAGAGUUGGACAGCGCCAGCACGUCUUGCCCCACCGAGUCCCGGAACGUCAAAUUCAGCCUGAGAGCGGAGUCUCCGGACAGCCGAGACAACUCCGUCACUUCUACGGCAACGCUUGGGAGUUAUUCUGCUGCCUCCGCGCAGUCGCGGUCCAGUGGCAAGAACAGCGUCAACCUGAACAACGGCAACAGCAACAGCAACAGUAAUAGUAUGAGCAAGAACGGCAACAGCGUCAACAAUAUUUACUUCAAUUUUUCGAAACUGAAAAGCUGUCUUAAAGUGCCUUUACUAGAAUCUGGCGGCAAAUAUUGUAAGAGAAACCACCAAUCAACCGGAGAAGAGAUAGUUUUGAUAAUACAUGUAGUGAGAGUGACUGGAUUUAAACUCAAGAAGCGCAGUCCACUCUAA